Messenger RNA from Abrus precatorius (Indian licorice), 1269 nucleotides. RefSeq names its product F-box protein PP2-A13-like. The transcript has 3 exons. Lineage: Eukaryota; Viridiplantae; Streptophyta; Magnoliopsida; Fabales; Fabaceae. Bases 241 to 1101 code for a protein of 286 amino acids. The record is from RefSeq and is a predicted model, not a curated record. Gene Ontology annotation, molecular function: protein binding.
ACUUUAUGCCUUUUCCCACAAACAAGUGUCUCUUAAAAGCCAAAACUCAAUGAAGCAUGUGCCACAACACAAACUUAAUCCAAACACACAAAGACAAUAAUGGAAACACCUCGAUCAGUUUUUGCUUCAUUCUCUCUUCUCCUCCAUCACCUCCUCCUUUACCAUUGAACCCUUUUCAGCAUACCCUCUAAUCUCUUCAACCCAAUACAUAUAACUCCACUUUCUUCUCAAUUUUCAUAUAUGGGGGCUGCUAUUUCCACAACUAUAGCUCAAAAUGAUGAUGAAAACUCUCUUAAUCAAUCAUCAAAGACUGGCCUUGAGGAUAUCCCUGAGAAUUGCAUCUCUUCUAUGUUGAUGAGUUUUGAUCCACAAGUGAUUUGCACAUUGGCUAGAGUUAACAAAACUUUUCACAGAGCUUCCUCUUCUGACUUUGUAUGGGAAUCGAAGUUGCCCACAAAUUACAAAUUUCUUGUAAAAAAAGUACUUGGUGAACAAAAUCUUGGUUCCAUGACCAAGAAAGAGAUCUAUGCCGAACUAUGUCAACCCAAUUUCUUUGAUGGUGGUACCAAAAAUGUUUUGCUGGAUAGAUGCAGUGGGCAAGUUUGUUUGUUCGUUUCAUCAAAGUCCUUCAAGAUUACAGGAAUAGAUGAUAGAAGAUAUUGGAAUUACAUUCCAACUGAGGAAUCCAGGUUCAAGAGUGUUGCAUAUCUUCAACAAAUGUGGUGGGUUGAAGUAAUAGGAGAGUUAGAGUUUGAUUUUCCAAAAGGGAACUAUAGUGUAUUUUUCAGGCUUCAAUUGGGCAAGACCUGCAAGAGAUUGGGCCGUCGUGUGUGCAAUAUUGAACAAGUGCAUGGCUGGGACAUCAAGCCCGUCAGAUUUCAACUUUCUACAUCUGAUGGUCAGCGUUCACUCUCCCAGUGUUAUUUGCGUGGGCCCGCGGAAUGGGCCCACUACCAUGUUGGGGACUUUGCCAUAGAGAGGCCCAAUGGGCCCACAAACAUCAAGUUUUCUUUGGCCCAGAUUGAUUGCACACACACGAAAGGUGGUCUUUGCAUUGAUGGGGUAGUGAUUUGCCCUACGGAGUAUAGGAAAGAAUGGUGAAACAAUUUUAGCCAAAAAAAAAAAAAAAUACUUUACACUGUGAUUUUACUUUUUAAUUAAUCACUUUUGUGAGAGCAAAAAUAGGUCUAGGUCUUUGUUAAUUAUUAUUAUUAUUUUUACUUCUUAUGUUUGUUACUUAAGAUUUUUCAAUUUUUUUGGCACGAUUAG